UGUCAGGCUCUCGGUGGCGGCGGAGGCGGCGGAGGCCAGGGAGGAAGAUGUCGUAAUGAGCGAUCCACAGAUGAGCAUGGCCGCCACUGCUGCUGUCAGUCCCAGUGACUACCUGCAGCCUGCUGCCGCUACGACCCAGGAUUCCCAGCCAUCUCCCUUGGCCCUGCUUGCUGCGACAUGUAGCAAAAUUGGCCCCCCAGCUGUUGAAGCUGCAGUGACACCGCCUGCUCCCCCCCAGCCUACCCCAAGGAAACUGGUCCCUAUUAAACCUGCCCCUCUCCCUCUCAGUCCUUGCAAGAAUAGCUUUAGCAUCUUGUCAUCGAAAGGAAAUAUACUUCAGAUCCAGGGCUCCCAGCUGAGUGCCUCCUAUCCUGGAGGGCAGUUUGUGUUUGCAAUCCAGAACCCCACCCUCAUCAACAAAGGGAGCCGGUCAAAUGCAAGUAUCCAGUACCAAGUCCCUCAGAUUCAAGGGAGCAGUUCCCAGACCAUCCAGGUGCAGCCCAGUCUCACCAACCAGAUCCAGAUCAUCCCAGGCACCAACCAAGCCAUCAUCACCCCGUCAACAUCCGGCCAUAAGCCUGUCCCUAUCAAGCCAGCUCCUGUCCAGAAGUCAAAUACGACUCCCACCCCUGUGCAGAGUGGGGCUGGUGUGGUGAAGCUGACAGGUGGAAGUGGCAACAUGACGCUCACCCUGCCACUCAACAACCUGGUGAACACCAGCGAUAUUGGGGCCCCUGCUCAGCUCCUCACUGAGAGCCCCCCCACCCCAAUGUCUAAGACUAACAAAAAAGCCAGGAAGAAGAGCCUUCCUGUGUCACAGCCAUCGGUAGCUGUGGCUGAGCAGGUGGAGACGGUGCUGAUAGAGACCACGGCAGACAACAUCAUCCAGGCAGGAAACAACCUGCUGAUUGUCCAGAGCCCCGGUGGGGGCCAGCCAGCUGUGGUCCAGCAAGUCCAGGUGGUGCCACCCAAGGCUGAGCAGCAACAGGUGGUCCAGAUCCCCCAGCAGGCAUUGCGGGUGGUGCAAGCUGCCUCUGCCACCCUCCCAACCGUUCCCCAGAAGCCCUCCCAGAACUUUCAGAUCCAGACAACUGAACCAACACCAACCCAGGUUUACAUCCGUACACCUUCUGGUGAGGUACAGACAGUCCUUGUCCAGGACAGCCCCCCAGCAACAGCGGCAACCACAUCAACCGUCACCUGUAACAGCCCUGCAAUCCGAGCUCCCCAUCUGAGUGGCACCAGCAAAAAACAUUCAGCUGCAAUUCUCCGAAAAGAGCGACCCCUGCCAAAGAUUGCACCCGCUGGGAGCGUCAUCAGCCUGAGCACUGCACAGCUGGCAGCAGCUGCUCAGGCCAUGCAGACCAUCAACAUCAACGGUGUCCAAGUCCAGGGUGUGCCUGUCACCAUCACCAACACUGGCGGGCAGCAACAGCUGACAGUGCAGAACGUUUCUGGAAACAACCUGACCAUCAGUGGGCUCAGCCCCACCCAGAUCCAGCUGCAGAUGGAGCAGGCCCUAGCAGGAGAGGCCCAGCCUGGGGAGAAACGGCGGCGCAUGGCUUGCACAUGUCCCAACUGCAAGGAUGGGGAAAAGAGGUCUGGGGAGCAGGGCAAGAAGAAGCAUGUGUGCCACAUCCCAGACUGUGGAAAGACUUUCCGGAAGACAUCCUUGCUCCGGGCCCAUGUCCGCCUGCACACUGGUGAGAGACCCUUUGUCUGCAACUGGUUCUUCUGUGGAAAGAGGUUCACACGGAGCGAUGAACUCCAGCGACAUGCUCGAACCCACACAGGGGACAAGCGCUUUGAGUGUGCUCAGUGUCAGAAGCGCUUCAUGAGGAGUGACCACCUCACCAAGCAUUACAAGACCCACCUAGGCACGAAGGGCUUGUAAGGCUAACUGAGACAAGAGGCCCUGAAGAUGGAACACGCCCCCCAUCUGAUUGGCCGGCCCUGAGUCCAUGAUGGACAGGUGCCCACAAUUGCCCUGGGCAGCCCUCACCCCACUCCUGUUCUGUGGCUGUGUCCCCACAGGGAGGGACUCUAUUCCUGUGUUCUCCUUCUAAAGGCUCUGCCCUUCUCACCAUGAGCUCCUGGCCUGCCCAGGCUAUGGACACUGGCCAUGCCCAAUGAGACGUUCUAAACCAGGACGCGUGGGGACCCUUAUUUCCAAAGGAAAAAACAUACAUUUCACUCCGUCGAGGAGCAAAGUGAGCCCCCCAUCCCUACCCCACCCCCUCCUCAACACUGCCAGAGUCCCAUUGUGCCAUGCCCCCUUUUCCCCCACUGUGCCUCCUUGUCCCCAUCAAUUAACUCCUCCUGGGCCGCUAGGGACACCCUGGGGCCCUGUACCCAGCCUCCCACUGACACCCACCUCUGGGGAGGUGGGAGGCUGCCUCCACUCCACUGCCCAGCCCUGCGUGGCUCUCCUCCAGACAUUCCAACUUCCUAUGAAAGGUCAGACGCCGAGGACUCCCCCUCCCUCUUUUCUACGGAGAACGUUGCCUUAUACUCAACUUCAGAUGAUGAACACUGUGGACGUGCGUGCUUUAAAGACAUUUAUUUAAUUGCUCCCUUCCCUUCUUUGCUAGUCGCCUCCCCUCACCUGCGUUCAGUUUAGGGGUUUGGGGGCAAUGCUGCGCAUAGGAGGGUCUUUUUUUUUUUUUUUUUUUUUUUUUGUAUUUUUUGGUUUUUUCUCACUUUAACAGUUCUUUUCUAAAUGACACAUUUCAACUCAAAUCUGGACUCACAUGAAAACACCUUCCAUCCUGACCCCUUCACGCCGUCAGCACCCUACCUGCCCAAGCUCCAUUGUGUACAGUGUAUAUUGUAUAAUAGACAAGUGUGUCUAUGACAUGUUUUAAAAAACAUAUUGCUUGUUAUUUUUGAGGCUUUUAAAUUAAACAGAAAUCCAACUUUAUUUUUUGUUGUAACUGCUUGAGGAUGUUUUAUUAAUUAAGUGAAGAUUUGUUAUCCUUUAUUAACAAUGUAUUUUGUUGGUCAGUACUGGGCUGACAAAAAAGUUUCUUGCUAAUAAAUUUAGUUGCCCGAGGCAAAGUCUG
Molecule: messenger RNA, 3062 nt
Organism: Arvicanthis niloticus (Nile rat)
Lineage: Eukaryota; Metazoa; Chordata; Mammalia; Rodentia; Muridae
Gene: Sp2
Product: Sp2 transcription factor
Biological process (GO): regulation of transcription by RNA polymerase II
Molecular function (GO): RNA polymerase II cis-regulatory region sequence-specific DNA binding; DNA-binding transcription factor activity, RNA polymerase II-specific
Source: RefSeq, a predicted model, not a curated record